AUGUUCAUAGGCCGCCCUGGCCUCCUCAGUCUCGCAGUAUUUGGAUGCCCUUUCUGGCGGGAAGUUGCUUCCGCUGGGCUUUGCCGUUGAGACCCUGCGGCGAGGAAAGGCUGAAUGAGAGGUUUCGCUCGUUAGGGAAGAAAAUACGGUGGCCAUUGGGCAUAAAUUUCUGGUGGUGGGAUUACAAGGAACUAGGGGCUGAGUGCUCCUGAAUCUUUUCCAGGCUCACGUUGCUAGGCAAGGUGGUUUUUCCUUAGGAGAGGCGCAGGUGUUUUUCAAAGUGAGAUCCCGGCAUCAGCAGCAUCAAAAUCACCGGGAUCCAAGGUAAAAAUGUCGAUUCGGUCCCUUCGCUUCCCUGAGGAAUUUGAGUUUGCGGUGAGGCUGGCAACCUUGCCUCUUUAAGAGACUAAUGUAACGCCCCGUGCACCCUCCCCCUCCCACCGGCUGGGAUCGGAGCCCUCCUGCGCCGCCCUGCCCUCCCCCCGCCCCGGACCCCUCCCCGCCCCUCCCACCUCCACCCAUCCCCGCCUCCCGCCGCAAUCUUGGCGGGAAGACGCCAGCUGCUAAGCGGAGGGAGGAUGUCUGGGUCGCGCGCGGAGGCCGAGGAGAAGGUGGGCUCCAGACAGCGACUCCAGGUGAAUGAAUAUAAGGAAAACCAAAACAUCGCUUGUGUGUCUCUGAGACCGGUACAGACUACAGUUUUAGGAAAAACAGCUAAGGUGUAUCUUGUUCCCUUUUCGCUCAGUAACUACAAGCCAGAUCAACUUAAGCGCCCCAAAUCCCUAUUAGAUAAGAAUUCUAACAAUGAAGUGGCAUGUAAGAAAUGUAAGAAGGCUGAAAUAAAGAAAACUUGCAGAAGGAUUUUAACCCCAAAGAUGGAAGCCACAUCUUCCAAGGCAGAAUCCACUCUGCAAAAAUCAUCCUUAGAUGUUCAUGCUGAAAGUAACAAGUGGCAAUACAAGAGCACGUCAGAUACAGUGAUUCUCAGUGCUGAUACAGAAAGCAGCCAGGAUGGAGACAGUGAUGAAGGUACCACACCAGGCAUGGAUGAUUUUUCAGGAUUGUCACCAUACGAAAAGAAGAGACUGAAGAACAUAUCAGAAAAUGCAAACUUUUUUGCUUCUCUUCAGUUGUCUGAGUCAGCUGCAAGGCUCCGUGAAAUGAUAAAGAAGAGACAGCCUCCUGAAUCCAAAAGAAAGAAGCCUAAGAAGAAAGAAAAUGGGACUGGAUGUAGAAGGUCAAUGCGAUUACUAAAAGUUGACCCUUCAGGAGUUUCAUUACCAGCAACUCCAACCCAGCCAAUAUUAGUAGCAGAUGAAAAUCCUUUGUUACCUCCUGGGCCUUUAGAAAUGACUUCUGAAAAUCGAGAUGAUAACAGUGAACUAUUUAAAGGAUUUCUGCAGACUUGGGCAGAAGUGAGCAAGGUAUCACUUGGGAGGACAAGAAGUAAAAACACUGAGAAGGAGUUAUCUAGCAUUAAAAGCUACAAAGCCAAUUUAAAUGGCAUGAUCAUUAGUGAAGAUACUGUUUAUAAAGUUACCAAAGGCCCAAUAUUCUCAGUGGCUCUCCAUCCAUCAGAAAUUAGAACUUUGGUGGCAGCUGGGGCCAGAUCUGGACAAGUUGGACUUUGGGAUUUGACUCACCAACCUAAAGAAGAUGGAGUUUAUAUUUUUCAACCCCAUAGUCAACCAGUUAGCUGUCUUUACUUCUCGCCUGCCAAUCCAGCUCACCUGCUGUCACUGAGCUAUGAUGGCACAUUACGCUGUGGGGAUUUUUCCAGAGCUGUUUUUGAAGAGGUAUAUAGAGAUGAAGGAAGUAGCUUUUCCUCCUUUGACUUCUUGGCAGAAGAUGCCUCCACUUUAAUAGUAGGUCACUGGGAUGGAAGUAUGUCACUAGUGGAUAGGCGGACGCCUGGAACUUCUUGUGAGAAGCUUAUCAAUUCUUCUUUGAGCAAAAUAAGAACUGUACAUGUCCACCCAGUGCAUAGACAGUAUUUUAUCACUGCGGGAUUAAGGGAUAUUCAUAUUUAUGAUGCAAGGUGCCUGAAACCCAGUAGAAGCCAGCCUUUGAUUUCUUUGACUGAACACACAAAGAGCAUCGCUUCUGCCUAUUUUUCACCUCUUACUGGUAACAGAGUAGUAACCACAUGUGCUGAUUGUAAGCUGAGAAUCUUUGACAGCAGCUGUAUAUCCUCGAAGAUUCCUCUUCUCACCACCAUCAGGCACAACACCAUUACUGGGAGAUGGCUGACCAGGUUCCAAGCUGUGUGGGACCCUAAACAAGAAGACUGUAUCAUAGUCGGCAGCAUGGCCCAUCCACGGCGAGUGGAAAUCUUCCAUGAGAGAGGAAAGUGGGUGCACUCUUUUCUUGGUGGAGAAUGCCUUGCCUCUGUGUGUUCCAUCAACGCUAUGCACCCAACUCGGUAUAUUUUGGCUGGAGGUAACUCCAGUGGGAGGAUACAUGUUUUUAUGAAUUAAGAAAGUUGCGGAGUUUUUGGUUUGACAACACCGAUUUGUUCAAAUUAAUCAGUGUCUAAGGAGCCCAGUAAUUCACGUGGCUUAGUCUGUUUACUUGGUAAUAUGUUCUAUUUUUAGCAAAUACAAAAUUGCUUUGUUAAUAAGAACUGUGAGCAGAAGGUACUUUUAGUAAGAGAGAAGCCUUGGAGGUUGUUUCUAUAGGAUGGCGAGGGAAUUAAAGGGGAGACUGUGAUGCCUUCAGCACUUUUAAUCAGGCAGAAUGUUGAGAAAUUCUAACAUAAAUUAUAAAGCUUUGAGUGAUCAGUA
Molecule: messenger RNA, 2783 nt
Organism: Balaenoptera ricei (Rice's whale)
Lineage: Eukaryota; Metazoa; Chordata; Mammalia; Artiodactyla; Balaenopteridae
Gene: WDR76
Product: WD repeat domain 76
Exons: 15
Coding region: 579-2477 (632 amino acids)
Biological process (GO): regulation of DNA damage checkpoint
Cellular component (GO): nucleus
Molecular function (GO): protein binding; DNA binding
Source: RefSeq, a predicted model, not a curated record